AAGAAAAGAAAAGGAAAAGAAAAAAAAAGAUACCACCUAAAUGUCGUGGGGAAUUGGAGGUGUUAUGCACUUCCUUGAGCCGAGAACGUCCGGUACCUGAUCGAUUACGACGGAUGGCCUCUUUACUUUCUCAACGUCACUCUUGUUGAGCACACCAUCCAAUGGAGGAUUGUUGCCCUGGGCCCUUAUUAUUGGCUUACAUGGCUGGGUUAUUCCUUUUGUGGAGUGAUAAUAGGCCCUUGGAUGAUCCCCAAACCGCGUCUGUCAGCGUGGUCAGAGCCCAAGAUUACGGGCCAUGUCCGUGGCCUUUUCACGUUUGCUACGCUGGGAAUCCAGUCCAAAGAGGAUAUUCAGAUCCUAUCAAAGAAGCAGAACUUGAACUAAAUUGCUUAUGCUUGUGUCCAGGCACUGAAACAAGGGUAAGGCUGAGCUAAAGUGGGCUGUGGCUUAUUGGUUGGCUACAUCUCUGCACGAUGCGCUUGAAACCAAAGAUGCAUUGGUAGUGUGGG
Messenger RNA from Aspergillus ochraceoroseus IBT 24754, 509 nucleotides. RefSeq lists its product as uncharacterized. The record is from RefSeq and is a predicted model, not a curated record. The transcript has a single exon. Bases 162 to 434 code for a protein of 90 amino acids. NCBI's taxonomy places the organism in Eukaryota, Fungi, Ascomycota, Eurotiomycetes, Eurotiales, Aspergillaceae.